Messenger RNA from Elaeis guineensis (African oil palm), 2064 nucleotides. RefSeq names its product phosphoglucomutase, cytoplasmic 1. Gene Ontology annotation, biological process: carbohydrate metabolic process. The record is from RefSeq and is a predicted model, not a curated record. Gene Ontology annotation, cellular component: cytosol. Gene Ontology annotation, molecular function: magnesium ion binding; phosphoglucomutase activity. NCBI's taxonomy places the organism in Eukaryota, Viridiplantae, Streptophyta, Magnoliopsida, Arecales, Arecaceae.
AUAGGACAAACUAUCCACUGCCUUCUCCGAUCGAUCUCUCUCGUUCUUUCUCAUCCUCCAUCUCAGGCUGAUCCAAGAAAGCAAGAAAGAAAUGGUUGUGUUUCAGGUAUCUCGGAAGGAGACUACUCCUUUCGAUGGCCAGAAGCCGGGCACUUCCGGCCUCAGGAAGAAGGUGUCAGUGUUCAUUAAACCUAACUAUCUGCAUAACUUUGUUCAGUCAACAUUCAAUGCCCUUUCUGCAGACAAAGUGAAAGGUGCAACAAUAGUUGUUUCUGGGGAUGGUCGUUAUUUCUCAAAAGAUGCCAUUCAGAUUAUAAUCAAAAUGGCAGCUGCAAAUGGAGUAAGGCGUGUUUGGGUCGGACAAAAUGGUUUACUCUCAACACCAGCUGUAUCAGCUGUCAUACGUGAAAGAGUUGGUGCAGAUGGAUCAAAGGCUUCGGGAGCUUUCAUAUUGACAGCUAGUCACAACCCAGGUGGUCCACAUGAGGAUUUUGGAAUUAAAUACAACAUGGAGAAUGGUGGACCUGCUCCUGAGACAAUUACUGAUAAGAUCUAUGCCAAUACAAAAACAAUAAAAGAAUACCUGAUUGCAGAAGAUUUACCAGAUGUAGACAUUUCUGCUGUAGGUGUAACACACUUUAAUGGGCCUGAAGGAGACUUUGAUGUGGAUGUUUUUGAUUCAACCAACGAUUAUGUGAAGUUAAUGAGGGCAAUAUUUGAUUUUGAGUCCAUCCGGAAGCUGCUUGUGUCUCCAAAAUUCACUUUCUGUUAUGAUGCACUUAAUGGAGUGGCUGGAAUUUAUGCCAAACGCAUUUUUGUUGAAGAGCUUGGUGCCAAAGAAAGUUCAUUAAUAAAUUGCAUACCAAAGGAGGACUUUGGAGGUGGGCAUCCAGAUCCUAACUUGACCUAUGCAAAAGAAUUGGUUACUAGGAUGGGAUUGGGUAAAUCAAGCCCACAAGAUGAGCCACCAGAGUUUGGUGCCGCUGCUGAUGGUGAUGCAGAUCGUAACAUGAUCCUUGGUAAAAGAUUUUUUGUGACUCCAUCAGAUUCUGUUGCUAUCAUUGCUGCCAAUGCAGUUGAAGCUAUUCCUUAUUUUGCUUCGGGACUAAAGGGUGUUGCAAGGAGCAUGCCGACAUCAGCUGCCCUUGAUGUUGUGGCAAAGAAUCUAGGUCUAAAGUUUUUUGAGGUACCCACUGGCUGGAAAUUUUUUGGGAACUUGAUGGAUGCUGGACUGUGUUCAAUUUGUGGUGAAGAAAGCUUUGGGACGGGUUCAGAUCAUAUUCGAGAAAAGGAUGGAAUCUGGGCAGUCUUGGCUUGGCUUUCUAUUCUUGCUUACAAAAACAAGAACAACUUUAAUGGUGAAAAGCUGGUUACUGUGGAAGACAUUGUUGUCCAGCACUGGGCCACUUACGGUCGUCAUUAUUAUACACGAUAUGACUAUGAGAAUGUUGAUGCAGCUGCAGCGAAGGAACUUAUGGCAUACUUGGUCAAUCUGCAGUCAUCUCUUUCAGAUGUUAACAAGAUUGUAAAAGAAAUAAGAACAGAUGUCUCAAAUGUUGUCCAAGCUGAUGAAUUUGAAUACAAGGAUCCUGUUGAUGGUUCGAUCUCGAAGCACCAGGGCAUCCGUUAUCUCUUUGAGGAUGGAUCACGAUUGGUUUUCCGCCUCUCUGGAACCGGCUCAGAAGGAGCAACUAUUCGACUAUACAUUGAGCAGUAUGAGAAGGACUCUUCAAAGACGCAGAGGAAUUCACAAGAAGCACUUGCUCCACUUGUGGAUGUGGCACUUAAGCUUUCCAAGAUGCAAGAAUUUACAGGCAGGUCUGCUCCCACCGUUAUCACAUAGAUCAGACAAUUUUGUCGUGAAAUAUCUGCUUAUCAAGAGUUCUCUUGAAUUGAUUUUGUUCUCUGUGCUGUGACAUAGUUUGAUAAAUUGUUCCCUAAAAAUUAACAUAUGAAAAAUAAUAGCAAAUAAGAGUACUGUGAGUUCUCUCGAGUUGAUCAUAACUCGAUGUAAUGUGACAAUAUUUUGUUGUAAUAAGGAAAAAAACUUUAUUUGCUGAGUUA